Messenger RNA from Acipenser ruthenus (sterlet), 1457 nucleotides. Its product is annotated as E3 ubiquitin-protein ligase CCNB1IP1. Bases 89 to 940 code for a protein of 283 amino acids. Gene Ontology annotation, biological process: reciprocal meiotic recombination. Gene Ontology annotation, molecular function: ubiquitin protein ligase activity. The record is from RefSeq and is a predicted model, not a curated record. The transcript is spliced from 5 exons. Gene Ontology annotation, cellular component: synaptonemal complex. Lineage: Eukaryota; Metazoa; Chordata; Actinopteri; Acipenseriformes; Acipenseridae.
UGGAAGUCAGGUGCUGAGCUGCAGUGGUGAAGUCUAUGGCAGAAUUAGCACGGUUAUUAAAAAUAACGACACUAAUAAAGCUCUCAGCAUGGCUCUGUACGAGGACACUCUGCUCUGUAACUUCCCUAAGUGCCGUGCCAAGCUGUCAGGGUUCGCCUGGGUCACGGCCUGCUCCCACAUUUUCUGCGACCCUCACGGGAGUGGGGAGUUUAGCCGCUCCCCCGCCGUCUGCCCCGCCUGCAGCAGCGCCCUGUCCGGGAAACUAGACAUCGUGCGCUCCGAGCUGAGCCCCCCCGAGGAGUACAAGGCCAUGGUGCUGGCAGGACUGAGACCGGAGAUCGUGCUGGAGAUCAGCUCCCGUGCACUCGCCUUCUGGACCUACCAGGUGCAGCAAGAGCGCCUGCACCAGCAGUACUCGCUGUCCCGCCUGGAGGAGCAGCUGAAGCAGACAGAGCUGCUGUGCUCCCAACGGCUGCAAGGGAAGGAGUGCGAGGUGAGCGGGGUGAAGGGAGAGCUCAGCGCCCUCAGCAAGCUGCUGGAGGAGUACAAGCGCAAGUACAGUGACGUCUCUGAGAAGCUUAUGGAAAGGAACCGGCAGCACCACAAACUGCAGGGCCUCUACGACAGCCUGAGACUCAGGAACAUGGCAGCCAGCAGCCAGGAGAGGGAGAGGGAGAGCAGAGAGAGGGAGAGGGGCAGCCACAACUACAUCUUCUCCAGAGCAGUCGGACAGCCUAAGUUUCACACACCCCAGGGAAGCCGCUCUCACUGCGGGGAGGGGGAUCACAAGAACAGACACGCGCUGUUCUACUCCCCGCCACCGGGAGGCACUGUCCCCACUGCUGCUGCUUCCGGCUUCGAGGCAGAGAAAGAGGGCUUCUUCCAGUUCCCCUCCCCUGCCCGGGAAGGCCCCCACUCGUACUACAUGCAGAAACAGUGAAGGACGAGCGCCUUCGAUAGUGGACAGCAAGACCUUCACAGACGAUACUCAUUCAAGGCUUUUUUCAUUGCUUUUCACUGCUUAAAUAUAGUAUUGUAUUUUUGUCUUGCAACACAUUCAAAUUAAAUGUACUAAAGCAUGGUUCAAAUCUGGCUUGGAAAAUGACAUUUCUGUAAAAAAAUAUAUACAAAAAAUAAUGUAGCAUUGUGAAUUGCCAACAUGCUUCCUUCACAGAGAAUUAUAAUGUGAUGCUUUUCCGCAGUUACGAUGUAGCAUUGUAACUUUAAACUUGGUUACAGGGCAGCCUGGCUUUAACAUUGGGGUCUAUGAGGAGAAACAGCCUGGCUUUAACAUUGGGGUCUAUGAGGAGAAACAGCCUGGCUUUAACAUUGGGGUCUAUGGAGAGAAACAGUCUGGCUUUAACAUUGGGGUCUGUGAGGAGAAACAGCCUGGCUUUAACAUUGGGGUCUAUGAGGAGAAACAGCCUGGCUUUAACAUUGUGGUCUAUGGGGAGAAA